Messenger RNA from Gossypium raimondii (Peruvian cotton), 1314 nucleotides. Its product is annotated as NAC domain-containing protein 72. Gene Ontology annotation, biological process: regulation of DNA-templated transcription. Bases 123 to 1151 code for a protein of 342 amino acids. The record is from RefSeq and is a predicted model, not a curated record. Lineage: Eukaryota; Viridiplantae; Streptophyta; Magnoliopsida; Malvales; Malvaceae. Gene Ontology annotation, molecular function: DNA binding. The transcript has 3 exons.
CUCUAAUAGAAAAUAGAAAGAAAAAAAAAACAUUUUUUUAAUUUUUCUUAUUCUAUUUCUCUCUCUAGCUAAAACAAACUACUCUUUAAUUUUCUGUUUGGUUGUCGAGAAAAUUUUGAAACAUGGUAGUCCCGGAAACUGAUCCAUUGGCUCAAUUGAGCUUACCACCGGGGUUUCGGUUUUAUCCGACGGAUGAAGAGCUUUUAGUACAAUAUUUAUGCAGGAAGGUUGCAGGGCAUCAUUUUUCUCUACAAAUCAUUGCGGAAAUUGAUUUAUACAAAUUUGAUCCAUGGGUUUUACCAAGUAAAGCUAUAUUUGGUGAAAAAGAAUGGUAUUUUUUUAGUCCGAGAGAUCGAAAGUAUCCGAACGGGUCACGACCCAAUAGAGUCGCCGGUUCCGGGUAUUGGAAAGCUACCGGAACCGAUAAAGUUAUCACGACCGAUGGCCGAAAAGUUGGUAUCAAGAAAGCUCUGGUUUUUUACGUUGGAAAAGCACCUAAAGGGACUAAAACGAAUUGGAUUAUGCAUGAAUAUAGAUUGUUGGAAACUUCCCGUAAAAGUGGUAGCUCCAAGUUGGAUGAUUGGGUAUUAUGUAGAAUUUACAAGAAGAAUUCAAGUGCUCAAAAAUCAUUACCAUGUGUUUCAAGCAAAGAGCAUAGUAACAAUGGCUCUACUUCUUCUUCUUCUUCCCAACUCGACGAUAUGCUUGAGCCAUUCCCCGAGUUAGACAAUCGUUAUUUUGCUUUGCCUCGGAUGAACUCGUUGAAGACGCUUCAAAACGAUGACAAAACGGGGUUUCACAAUCUGGGCAGUGGGAAUUUAGAUUGGGCGAGUCUUGCAGGGCUUAACUCGGUGCCUGAGUUGGUUCCCAGUGGACAAACUCAGACUCAGGGGAUUCAAAGUUAUGUAAAUAAUGACCUGUGUAUACCCACGAUGCCGCCUACGCUAACCCAGAUGGAUAUGUCAAUGAGUAAAGCUGGUAAUUCGGUGGAAGAGGAAGUACAGAGUGGACUCAGAACUCAGCGAAUUAAUAACUCAGGGUUUUUUCAACAGAACUCUAGUGGGUUGAUGACCCAGAACUUUUCUAACUCAAUUGACCCGUAUGGAUUCCGGUACCUGACUCAGUCGGGUGGGUUUGUGUUUAAGCAAUAAAAAGUUGAAAAAAAAAAGAGAGAGAGGGGGAAAGAGGUAUGGAAUUGAAGAGGAUUUCAAAACUUUGUAUAAUUGUUUGGAUUUCUUUGGGCUAACCUAUUGCUGUUAUUUUUGAAAUGUAAUAAAUGAAAAUCCAUUGAAAUUUAAUAAGCUUUAAAAUCGA